AUGGCUUUCCAAGCAAGUGGGUUACCGAGUAUCGCAGCGGCGACCUCGGACCUGUGGCCGUCGGUUGCGAACACUCUGCUGAUUCCCUGGAGAGGCGCACACUACUCCCCUCCGACGCCUAGAAUUCGAUCCGCCCGUUCUCCAGUCCAGCCUCAGCCUCAGUCGCCGACAACAACAGCUGCCAGCGUCGAGGCCGACUCUUCAGUCCGCGUCCAGCGCGACGCGGAAUCCAGGCCAAAGACCGAGUUCCCCGAAUUCCUGCGGGACGCUGUGCUGUCGCCGCGCUUCCUCGAUCGCCGCCUCGCCACCGUUUCUCCCAUCAACAUAUUCUCGGAAAUCUCCAACAUGUCUCCCCGAUCACUCGCCAUGGCGAGCCCCCUAAUGCGUCGCUCGUAUGCGACGCUGAUGGCCCGCCCCUUGACAAACCUCCCCGGCCUCCGGUCCAUGAGCACCUAUCAGCCGAGCCGCUUGCAGCCCUUCAAUUGGAUCAGGAUUCACCAUAUCUCUCGGAACACCCAAUUUCGGGGCUUCGUCACCGGCGGCGUCCCGCGCGAUCUCCUCGCUAAUCGCGAGGCUGCUGCUAACCGGAACCCGAACAGCGCCACGGCUCAGAAUUCUUUCUACCAGCUCCUAUUGAAGGCAAACAUGCCUGCAAUUGUUGUUGAACGCUAUCAAUCUGGACGGUUCGCCACGAACGAGGCUGCCGACGAGGCCUAUCAACGAGCGCUGGCCAUGAUUAACGGUACCACCGGUGCGGUUGCGCAGAGCGACGCGGCAGCCAACGCAGCUGGCAUUAACCCGAGCAAUCUGCAGGUGGUCGGCCAGGCUGUGGCCGCCCACCGUGCAGGUAGCAACAUGGCAUUCUCGAUGGGACCUAAUGGUGGGAAGAACGGCCCCUUGCACGUCAUCGUGGAUGAAACCUUCGGCACUGCUGCUCUUAGGUGGAUCAAGUUCCUUCUUUGGUUCGGUCUCUGCGCCUAUCUCAGUUUGGUUCUCGUUACCAUGGUCAUUGAGGGUAUGACGACCCUCAAGCGGCCGAGCAAGGUUGACGGAAUCGACCCCAAGGCCGAGAACCAGAAAGCCCGCUUUUCCGACGUGCACGGCUGCGACGAGGCCAAAGAGGAGCUUCAGGAGUUGGUCGACUUCUUGCGGAACCCUGAGAAGUUCAGCAACCUGGGCGGCAAGCUGCCCAAGGGCGUUUUGCUCGUCGGCCCCCCAGGUACAGGCAAGACUCUGCUGGCUCGUGCCGUCGCCGGAGAGGCUGGCGUGCCCUUCUUCUACAUGUCCGGCAGCGAGUUCGACGAGAUCUAUGUCGGUGUCGGCGCCAAGCGCGUCCGUGAGCUUUUCAACGCCGCAAAGGCCAAGUCUCCCUCCAUCAUCUUCAUCGACGAGCUCGACGCCAUAGGCGGCAGACGCAACUCGCGCGAUGCGACCUAUGUCCGGCAAACUCUGAACCAGCUUCUUACGGAGAUGGACGGCUUCGCGCAGAACAGCGGCGUCAUCCUCUUGGGUGCUACCAACUUUCCUGAAUCUCUCGACAAGGCGCUCACCCGGCCAGGCCGCUUCGACCGCCACGUGCACGUGUCCCUCCCUGAUGUCCGUGGCCGCAUCGCUAUCCUGAAGCACCACUCCAAGAAAGUCAAGAUGGGCCCAGACGUCAACAUCGAGGCUAUCGCCGCCCGCACCUCUGGUCUGUCUGGCGCCGAGCUCGAAAACAUUGUCAAUCAGGCUGCCAUCCACGCAAGCAAGGAGAAGGCCAAGGCCGUCAUGCAGUCGCAUUUUGAGUGGGCCAAGGACAAGGUGAUCAUGGGUGCCGAGAAGAGGAGCAUGGUGAUUACGCCCAAGGAGAAGGAGAUGACGGCCUACCACGAAGCCGGCCAUGCGCUGGUUGCCUACUAUUCCAAAGACACUGCGGGCGACUUGUACAAGGUCACCGUCUUGCCUCGCGGCCAAAGUCUCGGCCACACCGCCUUUCUUCCUGCCAUGGACAAGUACUCGUACUCGGUCCGGGACUACGUGGGCAUGAUUGACCGCGCCAUGGGCGGCAAAGUGGCUGAAGAGAUUGUCUACGGCAACGAAUUUGUGACAAGCGGCGUCAGCGCAGACCUGGACUCAGCCACCCGGACGGCGUGGCAGAUGGUGGCGCAGCUCGGCAUGUCGGAGCGGCUCGGCCCCGUCGAGUAUCUGCGCUCAUACGAUCGACUGAGCUCCGAGACACGCGCCAUGGUUGAAUCCGAGGUCAAGAAGGUGCUUGACGAGUCAUACGCGCGGGCCCGCGCUCUGCUCCUCUCCAAGCGCCACGAGCUUGACCUUCUCGCCAAGGCGCUCGUCGAGUACGAGACGCUGGACCGUUCCGAAGUCGAGAAGGUGCUGCGCGGCGAGAAGCUCGAGGGCCGCAUCUCCGUGCCGCCGGGACCCAUGGCGGUGCCGAAGCCGGCUGAGUCGAUAGAGCCUGGUCUGCCAAUCCCGCCGCUGGGCGGGAGCGGGCCGGACGCGGGGAGCCCACCGCCGCCUGCGCCGCCACCGGCACCGGCGCGGCAAAUAUCGGAGCUGGACAGGGAGGAGCGGAAUCAGAAACGCGAAUGA
Parathielavia appendiculata is the source of this 2586-nucleotide messenger RNA. Its product is annotated as ATP-dependent metallopeptidase Hfl. The coding region runs from base 1 to 2586 and encodes 861 amino acids. Lineage: Eukaryota; Fungi; Ascomycota; Sordariomycetes; Sordariales; Chaetomiaceae. The transcript is spliced from 4 exons. Gene Ontology annotation, molecular function: ATP hydrolysis activity; ATP-dependent peptidase activity; ATP binding. The record is from RefSeq and is a predicted model, not a curated record. Gene Ontology annotation, biological process: mitochondrion organization; protein quality control for misfolded or incompletely synthesized proteins. Gene Ontology annotation, cellular component: mitochondrial inner membrane.